This is a messenger RNA of Hirundo rustica (Barn swallow), 947 nucleotides long. RefSeq names its product homeobox D11 (gene HOXD11). Gene Ontology annotation, molecular function: RNA polymerase II cis-regulatory region sequence-specific DNA binding; DNA-binding transcription factor activity, RNA polymerase II-specific. Bases 79 to 921 code for a protein of 280 amino acids. The record is from RefSeq and is a predicted model, not a curated record. NCBI's taxonomy places the organism in Eukaryota, Metazoa, Chordata, Aves, Passeriformes, Hirundinidae. Gene Ontology annotation, biological process: regulation of transcription by RNA polymerase II; anatomical structure development. Gene Ontology annotation, cellular component: nucleus. The transcript has 2 exons.
AAACCCUCUUGUGCAAUAGAUGGAUCUCGUUCAAUGCAUUGAAGCCUCCUGGUUGCUUGCAAUCGCAAAAAGGAAGACAUGACUGAGUUUGACGAUUGCAGUCACGGCACAUCCAAUAUGUAUCUGCCAGGGUGCGCCUAUUACGUCUCACCCUCAGAUUUCUCGACGAAACCCUCUUUUUUGUCUCAAUCGUCGUCCUGUCAAAUGACUUUUCCUUAUUCUUCUAAUUUACCUCAUGUUCAACCUGUGCGCGAAGUAGCAUUCAGGGAAUACGGAUUAGAGCGCAGCAAAUGGCAGUAUAGGGGCAGUUAUGCUCCUUAUUACUCAGCUGAAGAGGUGAUGCACAGAGACUUUCUGCAGCCCGCGAACAGGAGGACGGAAAUGUUGUUCAAAACGGACCCUGUCUGCGGCCACCACGGACCGUCUCCCGCCGCCUCCAACUUCUACAGCUCGGUGGGGAGGAACGGCAUCCUGCCGCAAGGCUUCGACCAGUUUUACGAGACAGCCCCCGGACCCCCGUACCAGCAGCACUCCGAGAGCGAGGGAGACGGGGAGAAGGGCGACUUGAAAGCCCAGAACAGCACUUGCAGUAAAACACCUUCCAGCCAGGAGAAGAAAGUGACACCAGCAAACAGCGCCGAUUCCCCUUCUGGUGAGGCUGUUGCAGAGAAGAGCAACAGUUCAGCAAUUCCUCAGCGAUCAAGGAAAAAGAGGUGCCCCUAUACCAAAUAUCAGAUAAGAGAACUGGAACGGGAAUUUUUCUUCAACGUGUACAUAAACAAAGAGAAGAGACUGCAGCUGUCCAGAAUGCUCAACCUCACUGACCGGCAAGUUAAAAUCUGGUUCCAGAAUCGAAGGAUGAAAGAAAAGAAACUGAACAGAGAUCGACUCCAAUAUUUCACAGGGAAUCCCUUGUUUUGAGGGAAAGAAAGAAAGAAAAAAGAAAA